Xyrauchen texanus (razorback sucker) is the source of this 5153-nucleotide messenger RNA. RefSeq names its product synapsin-1-like. Gene Ontology annotation, biological process: neurotransmitter secretion. Bases 565 to 2595 code for a protein of 676 amino acids. The record is from RefSeq and is a predicted model, not a curated record. Gene Ontology annotation, molecular function: ATP binding. Lineage: Eukaryota; Metazoa; Chordata; Actinopteri; Cypriniformes; Catostomidae. Gene Ontology annotation, cellular component: synaptic vesicle; synaptic vesicle membrane. The transcript is spliced from 13 exons.
CAAGAUCCCGAACCGGAUCACAGAAAAUCUGGCCGGAGGUUGCCGGGAGGAGAUUUUGCCUUACCGAGUGCCACUAAUGACAAUUACUACCUUCACCGAGCACACUUUUUACAAAGUGCCUCUCCGUUUGGAUUGUUUGUCUCCACGCCAAUGCAGUAGGAUCAAAUAAACAUCAUCGACAUCAGUGGAAAGAGUCGAUUGCGCGAUUCAUGCUAUUUUUGAACAAUAUUCUCAGUGAAUCAAUCGCAAUAAGUAAGAAAAUAUUUAAUCGAUCGUGCUUUUUUAAAGUAACAUAAUCGUUAUAUUUAUUUAUGUAUAUUUCAGCUGUUGCAGUGCAGCUGUGGAUAAAGAGGAAUUAAAUGUUUUAAAGCGAAACGCGACCUUUGCUUUGAAGCGCACUCUGGAUAAUUGCGUAUCGACUCCUUUUUCGCAUCUCUCGCUGGCGACUGAUUUAAAACUAAUAUUGCAUCCUAGACAACAUAUAGCCGAUUUGAUUUCCCCCCGCACAAUUAGGAGGAUAAUUUAUCGUUUCUCUUAUUCGUCGCAUCCUUCUUCAUCUUCACCAUGAAUUAUCUGCGACGUCGACUGUCCGACAGUAAUUUUAUGUCCAACUUGCCCAACGGCUACAUGACCGAUCUACAGCGGCCCGAUCCGCCACAGCAAAGCCCCGCUGCCCCCGAGGUGUCGCCCGGAUCUCAAGAGAGGCGUCAAUCUCACAGCCAGUCUACUACUGGCGCCGGUUUCUUUUCCUCCAUUUCCAACGCCGUCAAACAGACCACCGCCGCCGCUGCCGCCUCCUUUAACGAGGCCACUGACAGAGUCGGCUCGAGCAAUGCCAAGAUCCUUCUGGUCAUUGAUAACCAGCAGACAGAUUGGACAAAGGUGUUUAAAGGCAAGAAGGUUCAUGGUGAAUUUGACAUCAAAGUAGAACAGGCUGAUUUCUCUGAGGUUAAUCUGGUGGCUCACGCAACGCAAAGCUUUAGUCUGGACAUUGAGGCCAUCCGUAAUGGACAUAAAAUCACAAAAUGUUUCAAACCAGAUUUUGUGCUGGUCCGACAGCAUGCUUACAGUAUGGCUAAGAAUGGUGACCACAGGAACAUUGUGAUUGGACUACAGUAUGCUGGCCUGCCCAGUGUCAAUUCUCUUCACUCUGUCUACAACUUCUGUGACAAACCAUGGGUGUUUGCUCAGUUGUCCAGAUUGUACAAGCAGUUGGGACCAGAGGAGUUCCCACUGAUUGACCAGGUUUAUUACCCCAACCACAAGGAGAUGAUCACUACACCCGGCUUUCCUGUGGUAGUAAAGAUGGGUCAUGCUCACUCUGGUAUGGGAAAGGUCAAAGUGGACAAUCAAUAUGAUUUCCAAGAUAUUGCAAGCGUUGUUGCUUUGACGAAGACUUAUGCCACAUCUGAGCCUUUUAUUGAUGCCAAGUACGACAUCCGGAUCCAGAAGAUUGGUGACAAUUACAAAGCCUACAUGAGGACAUCUUUAUCAGGCAACUGGAAGACGAACACAGGAUCAGCUAUGUUAGAGCAGGUGGCCAUGUCUGACAGGUAUCGCAUGUGGGUGGAUGUAUGCUCAGAGGUUUUUGGAGGUCUUGAUAUAUGUGCUGUUGAAGCAUUACAUGGUAAAGAUGGUCGAGAUUACAUCAUAGAGGUGGUGGGCUGCUCAAUGCCGCUCAUCGGAGACCAGCAGGAUGAAGACCGGGCCCUGAUUGCUGAUCUUGUUGUGAACAAAAUGAACCAGACUGUGCCACGCACUUCAGCUCCCUCUCCAGGGCCAGCUGUUUCACCCCAACCCAUCUCUCAGUCUAGAGUUCCACAAGCACAACAACGCCCUCCUACACAGGGAGGUUCACAACAAGCACCUGCUAGCACUCCUUCAGCUCGUCAAGGAACCCCACCACAGCAGCGCUCCUCUCCUCAGGCCCAGGCCCCUGCCCAGCCCCAGUCUGUGACCAGUCCAAAUGCCCAGAACCCCCCUUCUCAACAAAACAGGCCACCCAAUCAAGCCCCACAGCGACAAGCCAGUCAAGGGGCCACAAGUCAGCAGAGGCCUGCUACAGCACAGGCCACCCCCCUGCGUGGCCCAGGUGGUUCUCCUCAGGCACAGAGGCCCCAGCAAGGUGGCCCCCAACAGCAGCCUCAGAGGCCUCCAACUGCUGGCCAGGUUCCCAAACCAGGCGGUCAGUCCCAGCAGAGGUCCCAGCAGCAAAGACAAGGCCAGCCAACCAGACAGCCAACACAAGGUGGGCCGCAGCCAACCCAGGAUGCCUCACAACCAACCCAACAACAGCAGGGUGGUCCACGUCCCCCUACAACUCAACAACCACGGCCUACUACACAGGGCCAGGGAGGACCAGGAGGUGCAAGGCCUCCCUUGCAGCAGAAACCGCAACCUCCGCAGAAACCAAGUCCUGAUCACCCAGCCCUGAGUGGAUCCCCACAGCUCAACAAAUCCCAGUCUCUUACCAAUACAUUCAACAUUCCAGAAACGCCGGCCGCCCAGCACCAAAGUCCUAGCCAGGAUGAAGCAAAGGCUGAGACCAUUCGCAACCUUCGGAAAUCCUUUGUGAGCCUCUUCUCCAUGGAAUGAAACUACACUCACACACACACACCACACACACACACACACACACACACACACACACACACAAACACUCAGAAACACACUCAGAAACACACACAUAUAUAAUCAUACACAUAAACCUACAUGCAGUAGAUGUUGAAACAGAGAUGUCAUCAUAUAUACUCUGUGCAAAAAGGACCAAUUAUAUUGCAUAAUGUCAGAUUUGUGCACAUCAAUUUGCAAUGAAACAUCGAUAAAGCACUGCCUAUACACUGCUUAAAGAUUGCAAUAUUGAGUGAGUUAUCACAGCAGUAUUGCAGUAACAUUUUAUUACACAAUUUAUUCUGUGACCAUUAGAAACAUUCCCUGUGUUUUCUUUAGUCCAGUUAGAGGAGGGUUGGGGGGCAGGUGAAAACACAAUAACACUCACUCACUUGCACACACAAACACUCACACUCAGCCCUUUACACUACCUACAAAGUGACUGAACCUGCAUAAACUUAACACAUGUAUACUAGAACUUGCCUAUCUGUGCAUUCAUUCCAGGCUUUUAUUGUGAAUUUAUCACUGAUUAUACUAGAUUAUUUUUGAAGUGAUAGGUUAAAAGUUUUGGUGGACACUGUUGUAGAGUCAUACACCCUCACACUUUUUUUCAGAUGUGAUCUGAAAUACAUAUGCUAAUUGUUUGAAGCAUGUUCUGUUACAACAAGGAGCACCAUCUAACAGUUUUAUCAAUGCACCACAUUGUAAUGUAACUAAAUUAUUUAUUGUUAAUGCUUAAGCAAAGAUUGGAUUCUACAAUUAUGACUCAUUGUGAUGUAAUUAAAAUUUGCACAAGCUUCCAUCGUCAAACUAACCAUGUUAGAAUUAGCCACUUGCGAAACUGUUGAAACUGCAUGUCACUUAAGGAGAAUGUGGUCGCACAAUGUUGGUGGUCUUGCUUUAGUAACUGUCGUGUCGUUGCAAGGUAGUCGUAGUGAAAAUGUUGUUUCAUUUUUGUGAGCAAGCUGUCGCUGCUUCCCUAUUGUCCCUUUUCCUGAACAAACAAAUCACACAAUCGUACGCCCUUAAAUGUUUAAUAUGCCUAAUAAGGCAUAAGUAAACAAUGGUUUCAUGCAGUCGCAUAUGUCUCAGGGAUGUCCUGGAGAGAAAGAGACUAUGACCUAAUGUCUUUGAUCAUGUCAGGUCUUCCAAUCCAUUACUGCAAAGAGUUAAUGAUCUGCUAUAGUGAAGGCCAAUGAAGGGAGAUUUAUGUUAGCUGGUUUUGAGGAAUGUAUUUUUUUUGCUGCAUGAACAUGUUUGCACACCAGUACUGUAUCACUUGAGAACAUAUGAGGUGAGUGAAAGCUCAGGAAGGUUUGUUUCAUCAAGAAUGUUUCACAUGCAUUGGGGAAGGCAUUUUCAGCUUUUCACAGUUAUUUCGGAUGCAUGAAUGUAGAUGAGCUGCCUGUUCAUUACACAUUGGCCCUAUGAAAAUGCAAAGCCAAAAUUGAAAGCCAAGUAUGCCAUCAACAGUCUUCAAAGUAAAAAAAAAAAUUAUUUAUUUAUUAUAUUAUUAUACGUCCAGGUGUGCCCAGUUACACAAUGUGGAUCCUUAAACAUCUUGCUCCUAAAACAUCUCACCAUACUGAAGGAUUUUAUAACUUGACCAGCAGUGUGGCAGUGUCUUCCACAAGUGAGGAUAUAACAAUCCCAACACUGGCAAUAUAUUUAGCCAUUCAAAGUAUCCUAAUCCAAUCCCAAACCCCUCAGCUUCCCGCUCACCAGCCUGUUGUGUAUUUACAGUGAUCCUUUCGUGACAAAUGGUGUGUUAAUGUGUAUAUUUCUGUAUAAUGUAAUGUUGUACCGUAAACUGUCAAAACCAAAUAGAAGUGUUGUAAAGAUCUUAACUCUACAAAUGAUGCAAAUGUCCUGUAAUUGAUUUGAUAGUUGAGUGAUCGUUGUUGAAAUAAUGUGGGUUUGUCUAUGACAAGAAUUUACUUUAAUCAUAUGUGAUUUAGGUUGUGUAAAAUCCUACCAGAAAGGUCCGUCUUGUUUAUUUGAAAUAUUUUGUGACACAUUUGCAGUUAAAAGUCAUCUUUUGUGUGUUAAUUGGUAAGUAAGUGCUUUGAUUGGUUCACCUAUGUUGUAAUCUAGAUAGUCCACCAUUAUAUUAUUGUGGCUCAGGCUAUCUUUCAGUGUACUUCAAUGUGGUUCAUGUUUUUACAAACAAAGAUAGGCCUGUGUGUUAAAUGAUGGCUUUAAUGAAUGUUCAAUGAAUAACUUUAUCACUGAUGCAAUCAAGUCUGGAGGCAAAUGAAAUGUUUUUCAAUAAUUUAUUUGAAUGUUGCGGUACUUAACGAUCCCAUGCAUGAAGUUUGUUCUUCAUCAUUUGUUUUGCAUUCAGAAAUGGGUAUUUAUUAUUUUCCAUGUUUACAUUUGUUACUUUUUUUAUAGAGAGGAAGUAUCUCCUUUUAAAGAAAACAUAGUCAAAUGUAUCAUACUUGCUAAAUAGGUAAACCUGUUCUGACUGUUUUAAUCUCAGUGAACUUUGUUGUCUGUAAUUGCCUGCCAAUUGUAUAAAGAAAAGAAGAUAUAAAAUGAAU